Hippoglossus stenolepis (Pacific halibut) is the source of this 8506-nucleotide messenger RNA. It is a transcript of the gene plxnb3, whose product is annotated as plexin B3. Gene Ontology annotation, molecular function: protein binding; semaphorin receptor activity. Gene Ontology annotation, cellular component: semaphorin receptor complex. The record is from RefSeq and is a predicted model, not a curated record. Gene Ontology annotation, biological process: negative regulation of cell migration; regulation of cell shape; semaphorin-plexin signaling pathway involved in axon guidance. Bases 223 to 5922 code for a protein of 1899 amino acids. The transcript has 40 exons. Lineage: Eukaryota; Metazoa; Chordata; Actinopteri; Pleuronectiformes; Pleuronectidae.
GGUCUGUGUCGGACCUGUUGUGCGGAUCUCGGUGCGGAUCGUUAGGUUUUGUCUCCGCUGGACCGGGCGGGUUUAUCCAACUUUGUCCGGGCGGGUCGAACUCCGGAGCAGCGCGGAGCAGCCGGCCGAGCUCAGGAAACGUCCUCCUGAUGAAGAAGGUUCCUCCUCAGUUUCCUCAUCGCAGACGCCGCCGCUCGUCUCAGCAGAUAUUGAGGAGCUGCCAUGUUGGCCUCCUCCAUCCCUCCAUCCCUCCUCUUCCUCCUCUUCCUCCUCUUUCUCCCCACCCCUACAACCUUCUCUGCUGAUGUCAUCGUGACCUCUGAACCCUCAAUACUAGCGGUGAAGCUGGAUGGCCCCCCCCUCUCUCACCUGCUACUGGACUCGGGGGCCGGGCGUCUGUACGUAGGCGGGGUCGAUCACCUGUACCAGCUGACGUCUGACCUGGAGGUGAUGUCACAUGUUCGAACCGGCCCUCACCUGGACUCCCCCGACUGCCUCCCCCCGAUCAAUCCCCAGGAAUGCCCCUCGGCCACGCCCACUCACAACCACAACAAACUGCUGCUGAUGGAGGAGGGACAGGGGGCGGAGCCAGGGAGUCUGAUUGUCUGUGGUUCUCUCUAUCAGGGCAUCUGUGACAAAAGGAGUUUACACAACAUCUCUCAGAUCAUCUAUCGGACGUCCAACCCAGUUGACACUCAGUACGUCGCGGCCAACGACCCUCGGGUCUCCACCGUUGCUGUGGUAAUAACCGUAGAGAACAAACAGGAAGUCAGCGGACCGCUGAGUCUGAUGCUGGUCGGUCGAGGCUACACCAGUAAAGGUCCUGGUGACAUUCCACCAAUCACGACGCGGCGUCUGUUCCCAGUGGUCCCACCUCGACGGGCAUUCUCGCAGGAGGAGGAGCUGGGAAAACUUGUUGUUGGAAGUUACUCAGAGUACAACAACCACUUUGUUAAGGCAGUCGCCCAUGGUGACCAUGUCUACUUCCUGUUCUCAAGGCGGGACAUGUGGCACAAGAAGGAGUACCGGACGUACGCCUCUCGGCUCUGCGCCUCUGAUCGCAGCUUCUACUCGUACGUGGAGGUGCCACUUCUGUGCCACGGUGGGUACAACCUGGCUCAGGCAGCGUGGUUAGGAAACCACUCAGGUGAACCCGCCCUGUUUGUCAUCAUGGCAGCGGGACAGGCGUCCACACCUGUAGCAACAGGACGUUCAGCGCUGUGUGUGUAUGGGAUGGCAGAGCUGGACGCCAUGCUGCGGCAAGCACAGGAAGUGUGUUACACUGAGGGAGGACGAGGGAGCAGUGGACAGGAGGAAGCCUACAUCGAGUACGCUGUGUCAUCGAAAUGUCUCAAACUGCCGAAGGUCUCUCUGUUGGAGUACCCCUGUGGGGGGGAACACACCCCGAACCCCAUCGCCAGUGCUGUGCCGCUUCCAGCCACGCCCACCUUCACCUCCACCACCCUGCUGACCGCCGUCACCACGGCAACAGAGGCAGGACACACCAUCGCCUUCCUGGGAGACAGAGAAGGGCGACUGCACAAGGUGUUCGUGCGCUCUGAUUGGUCAGGUGACCUGUACGACAGUGUGUUGGUGGACAGCGGCAGCCCCGUCACUGCUGACCUCUUAUUGGACGAGAGCCAGCAGCACGUCUAUGUUUUGACCAGCAGGAGGCUGUCGAAGGUUCACGUGUCGUCAUGUGAGAAGCAGACAGACUGUCAGACCUGUCUCACUAUCAGAGACCCGCACUGUGGCUGGUGUGUCCUGGAAGGAAGAUGUUGUCGUAAACAUCAGUGUCAGCGCCACCUUCAGUCCCAUCAUUGGCUCUGGAGCUUCGAACUAGCCAAUCAGUGUGUAACGGUACACAGCUUUCAGCCAGCCAAUCAGAGCAGAGAUGAGCAGACACAGGUAACGAUGUCAGUCAUUCAACUUCCCAUCCUCACUAAGGCGGAGUCUCUAUCCUGCGUCUUCGGGCUCCUCCCACCACAGCCCGCCAUUGUCAUGGGAACCAGCAUCACCUGUCAGUCACCUUCACCGGAGCUCCUCCCCGACAUGCCAGCAGGAAGUGAUCACAUGAUGCUGCCCGUGUCACUGAGGUUUGGUCACGUGACCAUCACCACAGGGAACAUGACGUUCUACGACUGUGGAGCCGUGAGCCGCCUGAACCAGAGCUCCCAGUGUUUGUCCUGUGUCUCCAGUGUGUGGGGGUGUAACUGGUGUCCUCUGGAUCAACUCUGCACUCACAACCAGAGCUGUCCCAGCCAACACAUCAUCCUGACCCAGAGAGACUCCCCUGGUCCGUCCUCGUGUCCUCUGGUCUUCUCCCUGCAGAGUUCUGCCUUAGUGCCUCUGGGUCUGAGCAGCAGUGUUGUGCUACAGGGACGGAACCUGGACGUCUACAAGGACAACGCCCCCUAUGUUUGUGUUGUGGAAAUACACAGUCUCAAGGUGAACCUGACUGCUGCUGUGGAGAGGACGCACAACAACACACACACCUUCACCUGCAGCCCACACCAGUUUCAGUAUACAGUCAGUCAGCUCCAGUAUUCUGCAGCUGUCUACCUGCGGAGAGGAGAAAGACGCAUCGACGUCUCACCUGGUCUCCACCUCCAGUUGUACGACUGCUCUGCCGGCCAAUCGGAUUGCUCGCAGUGUAGGGCGGUACCUGAGGAAUAUGGUUGUGUCUGGUGUCCAGGAAGCCCCACCCCCCGCUGUGUUUACAACCAAUCAUGCAGCAGCAUACCUGUAGACACCUGCCCACCUCCUCAGAUCACACAGGUGGUACCUGUCUCUGGUCCUCUGGAGGGCGGAGUCUUGGUGACGAUAACAGGUUCAAAUCUGGGGAUGAGUUAUCAGGAUGUGGUGGGCGGGGUCACAGUGGCAGGUGUUCAGUGUCUGCCACAACCUAAAGGUUACGAGAUCUCCACCAGGGUUGUGUGUGAUCUUCAGCCCAGUGGGAAGCAGAGGAAGGGGAGUGUUCUGGUUACCGUGGGAACAACCCCGCCUGGAAGAUCGAAGCAGAUCUUUACCUAUCAGGACCCUCAGCUCCUGGACCUGGUUCCUGAUAAAGGUCCAGUCUCUGGAGGAACCAGACUGACUAUCAGAGGACAUCAGCUGCUGACUGGACAGACGUCCGACCUGAGCGCCUUCCUGGGUCCACAGCCCUGCUACAUUGUCGGGGAGGUGAACAACACCCAGUUGAUGUGUCAGACUGGUUCCAGUCCUCGUACUGGUGGAGUCACAGUUCGGGUUUUCUUUGGGAAAGCGGAGCGGACCGUUCCCAACGUGACCUUCCAUUACCUUGACGAUCCCGUCAUCACUGAUGCCAAACCUGCGGAGAGCUUCUACGCAGGGGGGCGUGUCAUCAUGGUAACAGGCAGGAACCUGGAUGUGGUGCAGCAGCCAAUCAUAUCCGUGUGGGUGGAGCCUCUGGAGGUCCAGAGGGUGAAACGGAGAAAACGACUUGCUCUCCUCACUGCCAAGCAGCAGCUGGUCUUUAACAGCACCAUGACAACGGUGUCAGAGCGCUGUUCAGUUCUGUCGUCCUCCCAGAUGACCUGUUCCACCCCCACAGUGACCCCAGAGGUCAAAGUAAAAGGGGUGUGGUUUCAGCUGGACAACGUCAGAGUUCACUACGAGAGUAUCAAGGGUAAAAGCUUUACUUAUUACCCAAACCCACAACUUUUCCCUCUGAACCGAGAUGCUCCAGAAGCUCCGUAUCGUUUCAAACCAGGAGGAGUGAUCGCUGUGGAGGGUCAGGACCUGACCAGAGCCAUGUCCAGACAGGAAGUGACGGCUCGCCUCGGAGACCAGGAAUGUGAGGUGAAAACUCUGGACAACACUCACCUGUACUGUGAACCUCCAGAGAUCCAACCAGCGAGCGUGGACCAGAGCAACGAGCUGCCCAGCCUUAAGGUGUUCAUGGGAAACCUGCAGGUCGACCUGGGAUUGGUACAGUACGACAGUGACUCUCUGCUGUCUCCCGUCCCAUUGGCUGCUCAGAUCGGUUUGGGUGCGGGAGCAGCUGUCAUCAUCCUGUCAGUGCUGGUCAUCAUAAUGAUGUACAGGAGGAAGAGUAAACAGGCUCUCAGAGAUUAUAAGAAGGUUUUGCUGCAGUUGGAAACUCUGGAGAUCAACGUGGGAGAUCAGUGUCGCAAAGAGUUCACUGACCUGAUGACGGAGAUGAUGGACUUGAGCAGUGACGUUGGAGGACCAGGACUCCCCCUGCUGGACUACAGGACAUAUGCAGAGAGAGUUUUCUUCCCCGGCCAACAGACGGCGCUGUUGAGUCGCCAGCUAGACCUGCCAGACUCCAGGAGACAGACUGUGGAACAGGGUCUCCAGCAGCUGAGCAACCUGCUCAACAACAGACUCUUCCUCACCCGGUUCAUCCACACUCUGGAGGCUCAGCAGAGUUUCUCUCAGAGAGACCGGGGUUACAUCGCAAGUCUUCUCACCAUCGCUCUUCAUGAUAAACUGGAGUACUUCACCGAGGUCAUGAAGAACCUGCUGCAGGACCUGGUGCUGCAGUACGUCGCCAAGAAUCCCAAACUCAUGUUGCGCCGGACAGAGACAGUUGUAGAGAAGAUGUUGACCAACUGGAUGUCGAUCUGUCUCUACUCCUUCCUAAAGGAGGUGGCGGGGGAGCCUCUGUACGUGCUCUACAGAGCUAUAAAGUACCAGGUGGAUAAAGGUCCGGUCGACGCUGUGACAGGAAAAGCCAAACGAACGCUGAACGACAGUCACCUGCUGAGAGAGGACAUCGACUUCUGCGCUAUGACUCUGACGGUUUUGGUGAAGAAUGGCGUUGAGGUUCAGCCGUGUCCUGUUAAAGUUCUCGACACUGACACCAUCACACAGGUGAAGGAUAAGAUCCUGGAUCAGGUGUACAGAGGAGCUCCGUUUUCUCAGAGACCAGCAGCCGACAGUCUGGACUUGGAGUGGCGUUCAGGUCAGGCGGGUCACCUGACCCUGUCAGAUGAUGAUGUCACAGCGGUGGUUCAAGGUCGCUGGAAACGAAUCAACACGCUGCAGCACUACAAGGUUCCAGACGGAGCGACAGUUGCUCUGAUUCCUCGUUCUCAGAGUUCAGUUGGAAUCAACCAGGUGUUCCAGACUGGAGAGAAAACUCCGAUGCUAGAGGGUGAGGAGGAGGAGGGUCUGCGUCUGUGGCACCUGGUGAAGAGCAGCGAAGAUCCGGAAAUCCCAAAACACAGAAAGAGCAGCAUGAGGGAGAGAGAGCGCGCUAAAGCCAUACCUGAGAUUUACCUGACCAGACUGCUGUCCAUGAAGGGGACACUGCAGAAGUUUGUGGAUGAUGUCUUUGUAGCAAUUCUCAGUACAAAACGUCCUCCUCCGAUCGCAGUCAGAUUUUUCUUUGACUUCCUGGACGACAUGGCAGAGAAACAUGGUAUUGACGACCCAGAGACUGUCCACAUCUGGAAGACAAACAGUCUCCCUCUCAGGUUCUGGGUGAACAUCCUGAAGAACCCUCAGUUUGUUUUGGAUGUUCAGGUGAGCGACAGCAUCGAUGCCAUUCUGUCUGUCAUCGCUCAGACCUUCAUCGACUCCUGCACCACCUCCGAGCACAAAGUGGGACGGGAUUCUCCUGUCAACAAGCUGCUGUAUGCCAGAGAGAUCCCCCGAUACAAGCAGCUGGUGGAGAGGUAUUACAGUGAUAUCCACAGUGCUGCGUCAGGAUGUUAUCAGGAGAUGAAUUCUACUCUGACUGAACUUUCAGGGAGUUUUGCUUCAGAAAUGAACAGUGUUGUGGCUCUUCAUGAACUCUACAAGUACAUCAACAAAUACUAUGACCAGAUCAUCAUGGCUCUGGAGGAGGACAGUUCAGGUCAGAAGAUGCAGUUGGCUUAUCGGCUGCAGCAGGUUGCUGCUCUGGUGGAGAACAAGGUCACUGACCUCUGAUGACCUCUGUUGACCUCUGACCACUGGAGACCUGUGAGGUCAAGGAUGAAGAUGAAGCUUCUUCAGCAGCAAAUCACUGGACGCCUUUCAACAUUGUGUCUUCCUGCUGUGUGUGCAUGCGUCCUGUGUGUGUGUGUGUGUGUGUGUGUGUGUGUGUGUGUGUGUGUGUGUGUGUGUGUGUGCGUGUGUGUAAACCAAACCAACCUGACUCACCAGUCUGUGAAAAAAUGACAAUCUUACCAAUCAGAUCAGGGAACAUAUCUUCUGCUGCCUUGCACUACAUUUCCCAGAGUUCCCUGCUGCGCUGUUCUGCUGCCUGCAAAAAUUCAAAAAGCACAAUCGUAAUAGUUUGUAUUGAUUAUUGAUCUGCUGGAUGUUUUUUAUCUUCUGCAACCAGCUUCAUCACAACCUACAGGACGUGAGACGUUCAUUGAAUCAGGGAUUUUUUAAAUCAGUAUCAGUCUGACUCCAUUUUCUGGUCAACAGCAGCUGAAGCUGAUCUAUCAUCUAAACCAGGUGAACUUGACUUCGAGGGUCACGGUGAACAAAGAGCAAAGAAAAGGUCGAUUAAAAACGACCAACAAAAUCUCAAUUCUGGGGGUUUAGAUUGUGUGUGUGUGUGUGUGUGUGUGUGUGUGUGUGUGUGUGUGUGUGUGUGUGUGUGUGUGUGUGUGUGUGUGUGUGUGUGUGUGUGUGUGUGUGUGUGUGUGUGUGUGUCACUAACUUAUUGUGUGUACAUACUGUAAGUCCUAUUUAUACCUAUUUAUCCUGUGUAGGCCUUCACUCUCGCAGCUAGGUGGCACUGCAUCCUGGUGCAUCACGGGAAGAAAUUUAAAUAUAAAUUUUUAACUUUUAUUGAACCAGGGAGGGAAACAAACUCCUGAUCACUUGUAGAACUACAAGUCUAACACUGGAUGUAGUGUAUAUAACAGCUAGCAUAACAUACACUGUAAUAGAGAACAGCUAGCAUAACAUACACUGUAAUAGAGAACAGCUAGCAUAACAUACACUAAUACAGAACAACUAGCAUAACAUACACUGUAAUACAGAACAACUAGCAUAAAACACACAAAUUCAGAACAGCUAGCAUAACCUACACUCAUACAGAACAGCUAGCAUAGCACUGGGCGGCUGUGGCUCAGGGGUUAGAGCGGUCGUCCUCUAACCAGAAGGUCCACGGCCUCAGUCUUCCCCAUGCCGAAGUGUCCUUGGCCAAGAUACUGAACCCCAAGUUGUCCCUUCUCAUAGAGAAUGUGCUGCACAUAGAUGCACUGUAUGAAUGUGUGUGUGAAUGUAAAACUGUACUGUAAAGAGGUUUGAGUGUCAUCAAGACUAGAAAAUAUCUUUAUAAAUACCAACCAUUUACCACUAAACUGUAUUAUAGGACAGCUAGCAUAGCACUGCACUCUAUUAUAGAACAGCUAACAGGUGUUAACAAAGAUGGCUCCUAUGUACUGUCAGAUAUGCUAGCUGUUUGAAAUGAGCUAUUUGAAAGACGCAUAUUAAAGCAGCAGAUAUCUGAAAACCGUGGGUUCAAAUGCUUUUGUGGUAUCGGUUUGCGUAGCAGCCUUACGACGCUGCUGUUGUUAGCUAGCUGAAGUGACACUAGUUACCGACCUCCAUCGUUGUUUUAGUUUGUUUAACCUAUUUAUAGAAGCAUGUUAUAUUUUUAACUCUGAUCUCAAUCAGCUGAAGUGUCACUGACUGAAUCCAACAUCAUCAGCAGCAAUAAUAAAACAGAGAGAAACCCAACUGUGUCUCCAUGGCAGCAGUUAGCUGUGGCUGUGUUUCCUCUGUGUGGAUUCAAUCACUGUGGACGUCAUGGUUUUAUUUAGUCUUCUUCCGUCAGCUGUAAAGUGAGGCUGAACUCUUCCUGGACUCUGUAUGUUUGAGUGCAAGUGAACUGAGACUGAACCCACCGGGCAAUAACUCACAGUGUUGGUUUGUGCUGCUGGACUGAAGCACAAACCUCAAACAGCUUGUUUUAUAUGAGAUGUGAAGUUUUAAAUGUUUUCUGAACCAUCUUCUCUGCGUUUCUUCUUCUGAUUAUUGCUGUUUAUCUCUCCUCUGUGUUUUUGCCUUGCGUGUUUUUUGAGCCUGUGUUUGACCCGUAGUUGUAGUUCUCUGAUCAGAUUAGACAUCUGCAUGCGUGUAACGAUGAUGACGAGUUAUGAUGCUACUUUUUUUUUCUAAAUGAAGACAAAAGGCAGAGCCUAAACUCUGCUGUGUCACCAUGUUUCUCGAUGGAGGUGAAGGUUUGACCUUUGACCUCCUGAUCUCUGUACAGUUUUCUAAUCUGGAUGUGAUGAAACAGGUCCUCUGCCCUGAUUGGUCGAGCUGUUUGUUGCUGAGAUGUUUUUUCUACAAGGGAAUAAAAAGUUUAAAGUGUUUGUAUAAAAUGAGCCAGGAUCAGUUGUGAUGAAGCACAGACUGUUUUUCUAUUGACUGUGUACAGUUUGAUAACAGUGUGUAAAUAUAAAUACAUGAGGAGGAUGAUCAGUGCGUCUGCAAUGGAAUGCGUUUUUAUUGUGAAGAAGCAACACAAUUUGUAUCAUGUAAAAAUAAAGUUAUAAUUUUAACAGUU